AUGGCCGAGGCCGGAGCACGUCCUGCAGCCAGGCUAGGGCCCGCCGUGGAGCGCGACCAUGGCGGCGGCGUCCUCUGCGACGGCGAAGGUGUCGAGCCAGUGGAGCCGCCACCGGCCCCCUGCGCGGCCACACCGGUGCACGCCGAGCCAGAGUCUGCAGCCACCACCGUCCUCCGUGUGCUUGGGCCUGGCGCCGGCGGCGUCCACAGCGUGCUGUGCCCGCGCGUCCACCGCGUGCUGCGCCGGCGGCGAGGACGACGGCGUCGACCGUGUCGAGGACGACUACACCUGCCCCCGCCUUCCCUCGUGCUCUCACUCUCCGUCUCCCACCCCCUCCUUCCUCUCCGAUUCCCCUGCAGCCCUGCUCCACAAGUGCUCGAUGAAAUACCACUGCAGGGGUAA
This is a messenger RNA of Miscanthus lutarioriparius, 402 nucleotides long. The record is from the annotation of a GenBank genome assembly. Lineage: Eukaryota; Viridiplantae; Streptophyta; Magnoliopsida; Poales; Poaceae.